AUUGGCUUGAGGGCUGCCUGAAGGACAGCAGGAAAGGCCAAUGGGAGGCCGCGCUUCCCGGGCGGCUUCGCUAUAAGAGCCUGUCAGGAUUACAUUUGGGCUUAACUCUUUAAAGGUGGGUUCGGGCCCCGUGAGAAAGUCGUUAGUAGUAAAUGUGCCACGUCUUCUAACCAGGGGAACUCCUGAACUUGCCUCAGGCCGUUAUCCCUAAGCCUUGAACUAAGCUCUUAAAUUUAUGACGUUGAGGGCCCUUUCGCUGCUUUUGUAGGGACUUCUUUCCUGCUUCGGCAACAUGAGGCUUUUCUUGUGGAACGCGGUCUUGACGCUGUUCGUCACUUCUUUGAUUGGGGCUCUGAUCCCCGAACCAGAAGUGAAAAUUGAAGUUCUCCAGAAACCAUUCAUCUGCCACCGCAAGACCAAAGGAGGGGAUUUGAUGUUGGUGCAUUAUGAAGGCUACUUGGAAAAGGACGGCUCCUUGUUCCACUCCACUCAUAAACAUAACAAUGGUCAGCCCAUUUGGUUUACCCUGGGCAUCCUGGAGGCUCUCAAAGGUUGGGACCAGGGCUUAAAAGGAAUGUGUGUAGGAGAGAAGAGAAAGCUCAUCAUUCCUCCGGCCCUGGGAUAUGGAAAAGAAGGAAAAGGUAAAAUUCCCCCAGAAAGUACACUGAUAUUUAAUAUUGAUCUCCUGGAGAUUCGAAAUGGACCAAGAUCCCAUGAAUCAUUCCAAGAAAUGGAUCUUAACGAUGACUGGAAACUUUCUAAAGAUGAGGUUAAAGCAUAUUUAAAGAAGGAGUUUGAAAAACAUGGUGCGGUGGUGAAUGAAAGUCAUCAUGAUGUUUUGGUGGAAGAUAUUUUUGAUAAAGAAGAUGAAGACAAAGAUGGUUUUAUAUCUGCCAGAGAAUUUACAUAUAAACAUGAUGAGUUAUAGAGAUACAUCUACCCAUUUAAUAUAGCAUUAAUCUUUAAAGAGAGGGCAGUCAUCUUUAAAGAACGUUUUAUUUUUUAACAAUGUUCUUUCUUGCUUUGCUUUUUCAUUUUUAUCUAUUUUUUCUGACCCCUAUGUAAAGAAUCCCUUAGGGUUUCUAACUAUCCAUUUCUUUCUGGUAAGUUAUUGGGAAGAAAAAUCUAAUUUGUCUUUGAAUAGAAGACAUCUGCAUUAUUUUUCACUUUCACAGAUAGGAAGCUUUGUUUUACUUCUUACUUGUAAAUUUAAAAUAUUGCAACUGGGAGUAUACCAGGACAUGAGACAAGGUUAUAGCACAAAUUAGCACUCUAUAUUUCUGCUUUCCUCUAUUUUCUCCAAGUUAGAGGUCAACAUUUGAAAAGCCUUUUGCAAUAGCCCAAGGCUUGCUAUUUUCAUGUUAUAAUGAAAUAAUUUGUCUGUAACAACUGGCUCUGAGUCUCUCCUUGAGGACCAGAGGAAAAUGGUUGUUGGACUUGACUUGUUAAUGGCUAGUAAGCCUUUUUUACUAAGGAGAUGUGCAAUGCCAAAGUUAGAAACAAGGUUAAUAACUUAUAUAAAUACGUAUGCAUUGAAACAUUCCACCUAGGACUUAAGCAGGUGAAGUUUGGCUCCUAGUGACUGGUGGCCUAUUAUGAUACAUAGGACAAAUCAUUUAUGUGUGACUUUCUUUGUGAUAAAAUGCAUCAAUACGUUAUAAAUGAGGUAGAAAGUUACAUUUAUAUUCAAUGUUUACUUCUUAAGGCUAGCAGAUUAUCCUUCCUGGUUCUUUAAUGGGUAGUCUAUAGUAUGUUAUACUACAGUAACAUUGUAUCACAAGAUAAAUUAGUAAACUAGUCUAUAUUUUCCCAUUUUAGUCUCAUCAAAAACUCAAGUGGGCUGGGCGUGGCAGAUCAUGCCUGUAAUCCCAGCACUUUGGAAGGCCAAGGAGGGUGGAUCACUUGAGGUCAGGAAUUUGAGACCCACCUGGCCAACUCUGUGAAACCCCAUCUCUACUAAAAAUAUAAAAAUUAGCCAGGCAUGGUGGUGCACACCUGCAGUCUCAGCUACUACUUAAGAGGCUAAGAAGACAGCACCCACAAGGCAGAGGUUGCAGUGAGCUCAGAUCAUGCCACUGCACUCCAGUAAGGGUGUCAGAGGAAGACUCCAUCU
Molecule: messenger RNA, 2113 nt
Organism: Saimiri boliviensis boliviensis (Bolivian squirrel monkey)
Lineage: Eukaryota; Metazoa; Chordata; Mammalia; Primates; Cebidae
Gene: FKBP14
Product: FKBP prolyl isomerase 14
Molecular function (GO): calcium ion binding; peptidyl-prolyl cis-trans isomerase activity
Source: RefSeq, a predicted model, not a curated record